Messenger RNA from Triticum aestivum (bread wheat), 1006 nucleotides. RefSeq names its product probable prefoldin subunit 4. The coding region runs from base 278 to 658 and encodes 126 amino acids. The record is from RefSeq and is a predicted model, not a curated record. Gene Ontology annotation, biological process: protein folding. The transcript is spliced from 3 exons. Gene Ontology annotation, cellular component: prefoldin complex; cytoplasm. Lineage: Eukaryota; Viridiplantae; Streptophyta; Magnoliopsida; Poales; Poaceae.
AUUUGAGAUCCGUUUGAGGCAUCCGUCUAAGUCGGGUUUUUUCUGAGUGGGAGUGCGCUCGAGACGUACGAGGGGGGUUUGGAUGCUCUAACCUAGCUGCAGUCCAUUUGUGUUUCUGUACCAUCACAAGCAAAUCCAACGGCCCAUAUUUCUCCAUCUCUCUCUUUCAUCGCUUUUCUCCAGUCCUCUCUCAGCCCCCUACUGCCCGAAAUCCAGCAGCGACCGCCGGCGCAUCUCACCCCGGGCCGAGACCGACGAAUCCCCAAGGAAGCCGGAGAUGCAGCAGGGCGAUGGCACGGAGGCGCAGGUGACGUGGGACGACCAGCAGAACAUCAACCGGUUCGGCCGCCUCAACAACCGCCUCCACGAGCUCGCGGACGAGAUCAGGCUCGCCAAGGAAGCAAACGAAAACCUUGAAGAUGCUGGGAAUGAACUCAUCUUGUCUGAUGAAGAUGUGGUGCGUUUCCAAAUUGGGGAAGUGUUUGCCCACAUGCCAGUGGAUGAUGUGGAAGCUAAGCUAGAGCAGAUGAAAGAGGAUGCAGCCAAGAAGCUGGAGAGGCUGGAGGAAGAGAAGGAAUCCAUCCUCACACAUAUGGCCGAGCUGAAGGAGAUCCUCUACGGGAAAUUUGGAAAGGCCAUCAACCUGGAGGAAGAUUGACGUCGAGAACCGGAGCUGCCUUUUUAAGUGUCGCAUCGUAUCCUGUUCUUGUUCAGGUGCUUUGUUAGCCUCGUUACAUUGUUUCUCAUGAUUCUGGCUAGUGUAAAAUGGUAGUUUUAAGUUCUAGAGGAUUGUUCCCCGUUAUGCAUUGGCAUGGUUGAUCUCAGUUGGACUCAAAUAGGUUCAGGCUGAUUGUCCAGCAGAAGCCAUGGGGUGUUUAUGCAAAUGGUCACUUCAGAUACCAAUGAGGGGACCUUUUACAAUGUUUUAAGCUAGUGAGAAUGGUUUGAACCUGCAUGAUUGUAUGAGAUGUAGUCAUUAGGCUUUACAUGGAAUUUUCUUCAGAUU